AUGGGCUCUCGAAAGAUGGCUCAUCGGUCGUUGAAUUUGAGAGGAACUUUACCGGGCUCAUACAGUUUCGAGAACUCCCUCUACUACUUCACUCAGCGGCUCAAGGCCAGCUAUGGCAUCGUGCCGUGGACUGGCUUCAUGUCUGCUCAUGCUCGGUUGAUACCGGACCGGGCGAUUGGGGGGUGCCGCGGCGUGCUGACGGACAAUAAGAGGUUUACUCAAGAUGACCGAGCUAUGUUCCAGAAGAUUCUGGACACUAUCAAACGUUCGGGAAAAUGCGACAUAGUAUUCUUGAAGUGGGAGGAUUAUUCCUUCCAAGAGCAGUUGAGGAUCUUCGCUGAUUCGGACGUUUAUAUCAGUGGUGUUGGUACCGGUAUAACGCGAGCUCACAUGAUCAAGCCUGGCGGGGUGGUUGUGAAUCUCGGCGAGUUGGAGUCGCUAGGCGAUCCGGCUCGAGUCCAGGCUUCUUAUAGGGACGUACAAUUCUCUACUGGCGCUCCCUACCUCGGCGCUAUGUUCUACCCACCCAGGUUGUGGAACAUUUACGGUGAAUUUCAGCCGGAAGCGGUACAGUAUAUUAUCGAAAAAGCUGUUGAUAAAGUGGAAGAAGGCUUUCCUCUGCCUCGACCGCUUGAGGACGGUUUAUCGCAUGUUGGGAAGUCCUUCGACAAGUACUGUCAGGAGAGCCCGACCGAUUGCGAAAGUCUCGAGGUCGAAUUGAAUCCCUUCGAUAGAGCAGGGAAUGACUACUGGUGUGCUCUAUGUAGUUGGCCUGAAUAUAUAGGCCUUGACAGUAUGUGGAGAAAAGGCCAGAGGUGUGAGUGGUAUGACCAGAGUCGUAGUUGUCAUUUUAAUUACGAAUUAUUUGAUCGGCACCGGUCUCCUGAUCAUGUUGCAUUCGAUAAGGAGUGUCAUGAAGCCAGUCGGGGGUCCAUGAGGAGGCAAAGAGAGAAGUUACUCGCCCAAAAGGCUGCCGAAUUCGGUGUUGAUGUUUCUGCUCUAACACCGGGACAAGCGACGGAGGCUCUACUGAUGGGAGAUCCUCCGGAAUGCCCCGCGAGAUACGAAGAAGGUCGGACAUGUUCCUGCCAACCGCUCGUGUGGAUGUGA
Messenger RNA from Perkinsus marinus ATCC 50983, 1110 nucleotides. RefSeq lists its product as hypothetical. The record is from RefSeq and is a predicted model, not a curated record. NCBI's taxonomy places the organism in Eukaryota, Perkinsozoa, Perkinsida, Perkinsidae. Bases 1 to 1110 code for a protein of 369 amino acids. The transcript has a single exon.